AUGCGUAAGAAUGGGAAAGAAGAUGAUGAUGAUGAAUUGUUUGAAAUAUCAAAGAAGCAAUAGAGGAAGAAAUCAACCAAUAGAAAAAGGUCGUCUCGUCGUUUGAAGAAAGCUGAUGAUGAAGAUGAUGAUGAUUACACGCCUUAAGCAUAAAAAGAAUCCUCUUCUUCUGAACUUCAACCUAGUUCUGAAGAUGAGAAACAGAACAAAAAAAGGCAAUCCCAUACUAAUGUGAAAUCAAAGGGAACCAGAUAAAAGAAACAACCCAAAAAAACAGAAUAAUAACCAUAAUAGUAACAACAAGAAUCUUGUUAAGAAGAGUAACAACAUAACAAAGGAGAUGAAGAAUUUUAUAAAUUAGCUGAAUAAACCUUGCCCAUUUUCAUGCAACCUGAACACAUUCGAGAUUCAGAAGGGAGACGACCAGAUGAACCAGAUUACAAUCCUUCCACAAUUGACAUCCCAAAUGAUCAAUAUCAAAAGUUACCACCAAUGUUCAGGUAGUAUUGGAAUGCUAAGAAAAACCAUUUAGAUUCUAUGAUAUUCUUUCGAUGUGGUAGAUGGAUAGCUGUAAUGUACAACGAUGCCAUUAUUGUUGCUAAAAUGUUCAAUCGAUACUUGGGAUUCUGGGGAAAGGAUAGACCCUGUGUAACAGUCUAUGAUAAUCAAUUGCCCAUAUAUUAAAGAGCAUUGUUGGAGAAAGGACACAAAAUAAUAAUGAUUGAAUAAUUGGAAAAAGCAGAUGUGGCUAACAAAGAGGAUGGUGAAGUUGUGAGAAGAGAAAUUACCUAAAUGAUAAGUAGAGGCACUCUAUAAGACUUGGGGGAUGCAGAAACAUAUGAAUAAAGGAAUCUAUUAGUAUUGGUUUGCUCAAAAGCACCUGUCAAUUUAAAAGGACAUACAUAUAUUUAUGGGGUUUCUAUUGUUGAUUGUACGACCAAUCUUUUUACAUUUGAUCAAUUCUUCGAUGAUGCUUAAUCCAAUCAUCUUAGAUCUAUUAUUUAUAAUACUAAACCUGUAGAAGUCAUACUGUGUAAGACACCACCUGAAAUCGAAAAGAUUUUCAAAAAUAUAUGUAAUCCUACUAUCAUUAUUUACAAAAAAUCAUUCAAAGAUUGUGAAUUCAUAUUCCAAUAAUUUAAAAUUGAAUAUAUGGAAGUGGUUAAAGGUAAAAAUGAUUAAAAUUAAAAACUAUUUGAUGGAAUUGUAAUUCCUAGUCGAAAAGAGUAAUCUGAACAAAAAAUAGAUAUUGAUAUCAAUUAAGGAUUGUAUUCAGAUUCAAAACAAGAGAUAAGAGAAGAAAAAUGUGUUGAGAAUUAUUAAUUGAGUUAGGAUUAUCCUAAUAUACUAAUAGAAUUGGAGAAACAAUUUUAUCAUGAAAAAAAGUAAUAAGAUAAAGAGGAUGAUGAAUCUAGCUUUUAUUCUUAUUAUUAUUCAACAUAAUCUUUGUAUCUCUUACUGUGUUACUUGAGAUAACUACUAAUUAGCGAUUCAGUUUACAGAAGAGGUAAAUUCAAUUUUCUUGAUUCCAAUUUCACUCAUAACACUCAUCUUUAUUUAGAUUCCUAAGCCUUAGAAAGCUUGGAAAUAUUUAAUGUGAAUCUACAAACUAAAAUCACUACUGCAGGUAGUUUGUUUGAUUAUUUGAAUCGAUGUGCUACUGCUCCUGCUAAGAGACUACUUACUAAAUGGGUUUAGAGUCCAUUAUAGAACUACAAACUAAUUAUAGAGAGAUAGGAAUGUGUACAAGAAUUAACUAAUUUAAUACCUAAAUGUGCAGAAUUUCAAAGAAGAAUCAAAUCAUUACCUGAUAUAGAACGUGCCAUCAUUAAGUGUUUUAAUACUAUUCAUUCUCACAAAUUAAAGGCUGUCCCCAUUACUGGAGGUGAGAGUAUUGGGAAAACUAAAUUGAAGGAAAUUAAGAAUGUUUUGAGUCAUAUUAGAUAGGCUGCUGAGGCAUUUAAGAUCUUUGAUUAAGAUAUAAAAUAACUUAAAUCUAAAAAAUUGAAGGAAAUCCUAAAUUAUAGAUAAAAUGCUAAGAUUUUGAAAGACUCACUUGAUGAAUUGGAAAAGUGUAUGACUAUGGAUGAUAAUGAACCAAAACCUGUUAAGGGAGUAAGUCCAGAAUAUGAUCAGACAUUAGAUAGGUUAAAUGAAAUCACUGAUUCCCUUCAAGAUGAACUUGAAAAGUGGAAGAAGAAAUUGAAAUGUCCUGAAAUUGUUUACACUCAUGCAAGAAUGAAAUAUUAAUUAGAAAUACCUGAGAAAUAUUUGGAAGGCAAUUAAAAACCAAAAGAAUUAAUUAUCACUUCCAAAAGAUAAGGAUUUCAAAGAUUUUAGACUACAUUCAUAGAAGAAUAAUUAUAUAAGUUAAGAAAGGUAGAAGAUGAAUUAUCUUAAAAACUACUCCCCUUUAUCAAUGAAUACUUCACUAAAUUUUAUUCACAUAGAAAAGAAUUCUUUUAAUUGAUCUCCUAUCUCUCAGAAGCUGACUGUCUAAUUUCUUUGGCUCUGGUGUCGAAUGAAUAAAAAGUAUCUUGUUUUCCAUAAAUUAUUCAAGACGAAAGUGCAAAGAGGUGUGAAUUGAUUGAAGCGUAUCAUCCUUGUUUAUUAUAAAAUAAAGAUGUUGAAUGGGUGCCAAACACAAUCAAAUUUACUGGCUCUAUUGAUACUCUUUUACUUACAGGACCGAACAUGAGUGGCAAAUCCACCUUAUUAAGAUUGAUUGGUGUCUCUAUUAUUUUAGCCCAAAUUGGAUGUGCUGUACCAGCCUAAUCUUUUACUUUGACUCCUUUUGAUAGGAUCUUUUGUAGACUUGGAGCCACUGAUAGAUUACUAGAAGGAAAGUCAACCUUCUUUAUUGAACUUGAAGAAACUAAAACUAUACUAGAUAACUGCACUUCACGAAGUUUAGUCAUCAUAGAUGAAUUAGGUAGAGGAACUUCAACUUAUGAUGGAGUAGCUCUGGCAUCUGCUGUCCUUAGAUUCCUAUCAGAUAAAACUAAACCUAUGACUUUGUUUGCUACACAUUAUCAUAUCUUAUUAGAUGAAUUUGCAUUGUUUAAGAAUAUUUCAUAAUGUGUUAUGAAGCAUUAUUAAGAGAAGGAUUAAGUUGUUUUUAAAUACAAAUUAAUUGAAGGAGUAGCAGAAAAAAGUUUUGCCACCAAUGUAGCAUAAAUAGCUGGUGUCCCUAAAGAGGUUAUUAAAAAAGCUAAACAGAUGGAAGCCAAGAUCACCAAAGAGGAAUCCAAGAUUAAUAAGAAUAGAGAGAUUCUUAAAAAGUUUAAUCAAAUAAUAAAAUAACUAUUAUGA
Paramecium tetraurelia is the source of this 3312-nucleotide messenger RNA. RefSeq lists its product as uncharacterized. Gene Ontology annotation, cellular component: nucleus; MutSalpha complex. The record is from RefSeq and is a predicted model, not a curated record. Gene Ontology annotation, molecular function: ATP-dependent DNA damage sensor activity; ATP binding; mismatched DNA binding. Lineage: Eukaryota; Ciliophora; Oligohymenophorea; Peniculida; Parameciidae. Gene Ontology annotation, biological process: mismatch repair. The transcript has 3 exons.